AUGUCGUCAAGCGCCGCCGUAUCGAAGGGCAACCGCGUAGCCCAAUUUAUUGUAACCACUGCGGUCAUCAGCAUUCUGUACCAGAUUAUUACACGAGCAAGAUUUGCUUCUGAUUCGACGCUGCUCAAUUCAUCUUCGUCGGAUCCUCGCUAUCGCACAAAUGAAGAUCCUCGACGAUUUACAUCCUCCGAAAUCGCAGGUUUCCUAUUAUUUCUGGGGCUUUUUGGGCUACUUCAGCGCAAGACAACUCAGGAAAGAAAGACUGGCAUUGAGGCUAAGCAGCUCCAACUUAACGAAUGCAUGUCGACCCAAAGUCACGACUAUAGAGCGUCUAAGGUAGGAGAAUUUGUGACGUACUUGCCGUGCGAAGUUCUUCACGAAUUGCUGCUGAUGCUGUCUCCAAGAGAUCUCACCGUUUGUCUUCUCGUAUCUAAAUCUUGGAACGUGAAUAUUGGAAAUGGUGCCGACAUGCUUUGGAGACGCGUUUUUGAGCGAGACUUUGGAGAGCCGGGAGACAGAUUUGCCCAGGUGUUUCCGAUUGAGUGCUGGCGACACUUCUACUUUCGACAUCACUUAUCACGAGCUGUUGAGCUUGCAAGACUCUUGGGCAUAACACACAACCGUAAGUGUGUAGUGAUCAAAGGCCAGGUGUACGAUGUCACAGAUUUUCUUUAUUUGCAUCCCGGUGGGAUUCAUGUGAUUGGUGAUGCAGUGGGAACUGAUGCUACGCUCAUCUGGGAUCAGUUUAUGCAUUCGAAUGAAGCCGAAAAGAGUAUGCAGACCUUUUUGGUGCACGAUCAUGUACUUAACAGGCCAAAACAUAAACAGCUACAAGGGAAUCUCGAGGUUGUGAAGACUUCUUGGCGUAAAAUAUCCUGGGCGUUAUCCCAUUCCAAUCAUUUUGGACACUUGGCGCCACAGUUUGCCAAUGCUGUCGUUCGCUAUCAUUCGCGAGUGGUCACAUACAAGGUGACAGAGUAG
Messenger RNA from Plasmopara halstedii, 981 nucleotides. Its product is annotated as cytochrome b5. Bases 1 to 981 code for a protein of 326 amino acids. Lineage: Eukaryota; Oomycota; Peronosporomycetes; Peronosporales; Peronosporaceae. Gene Ontology annotation, cellular component: membrane; intracellular membrane-bounded organelle. The transcript has a single exon. Gene Ontology annotation, molecular function: protein binding; heme binding. The record is from RefSeq and is a predicted model, not a curated record.